Messenger RNA from Stegodyphus dumicola, 1873 nucleotides. RefSeq lists its product as uncharacterized. The record is from RefSeq and is a predicted model, not a curated record. Lineage: Eukaryota; Metazoa; Arthropoda; Arachnida; Araneae; Eresidae. Gene Ontology annotation, molecular function: protein serine/threonine phosphatase activity; cation binding. Gene Ontology annotation, biological process: protein dephosphorylation.
UAUACUAGGCCUUGGCGACAGAAAGUAAGCCAUCUUGUUUACCUCGAAAUUUAUAGUCUUAGGGAUAGAGGUCCAGUACUGUUACGAGACGUUAAUUUUCGCAAAUUUUUUUUGUGAGUUAUCUCUCUCUUUGAUGCGAAAGUAAUUCACUGAACAUUGAUAAUGAAUCUAAAUGUUGUUUAUACUCCUAUACCAAAAACAAAUAUCGAUUCUGCAGGUGGCACAUGGGAUGACAUAGCCUUUGGUGCCGCAUCUAUGCAAGGCUGGAGACAUGAACAUUCUGAUACAUAUACUUGCUUAAAGGAUUUUUUUGAAAACUUCAAAUUUUUUGCAGUUUAUGAUGGUCAUGGAGGUUCUGAGAUUGCGAUAUAUUUACAAAGAUAUUUACAUAAGUUUAUUUUGCACCAUAUGAAGGAGACACGGGAUGCCGAGCUGUCUUUACAAUUUGGCUUCCUAGAAUGUGAUUCUUUUAUUAAAGAACCUCAAGGCAUUCAGGUCUUAAACUCAAUUCUGGAUGAGCUUACUAGCCAAAAUCUUCUGUCUGCUGCUGAAAGGUUUUUCCGAUUUAGAAAGCUGCCACCUCUAGAAGCUGAUUCUUUACCAGAGAGGGCUGCAAAUUUUUUAAAUGAUCUGCUAGAUCAAAUUAGAGCUGAAAGAGAAAAUCAGUCUGCUGAACACCCAGAACAAGAGGAAGAUGAGAAAAUGGAAGUGGAAAGUGCGAUGGAAAAGGAAGAAGAGCAGAGUGCAAUGGAAGAGGAAGAUGAUGAUUCGGAUGAGGAAAUUCUGCUAGAUGAGGAAGAAGAGGAAAAAAUGAAGACUGUGGAGGAAAAGGAAGAAAAAGAGAGUGUGAUGGAAAGAGAAAGACAAAAAAGUGCGAUGAAAAGAGAAAGACCAAAAAGUUGGAAAUUUUUUUUCAAAAAAACAUAUAAGGAAGAUAAGAAAGAAGAAACAUGUGUGGAGGAGAAGAAAGAAGAAACAUGUGUGGAGGAGAAGAAAGAAGAAACAUGUGUGGAGGAGAAGAAAGAAGAAACAUGUGUGGAGGAGAAGAAAGAAGAAACAUGUGUGGAGGAGAAGAAAGAAGAAACAUGUGUGGAGGAGAAGAAAGAAGAAACAUGUGUGGAUGAGAAGAAAGAAACAUGUGUGGAGGAGAAGAAAAGAACAUGUGUGGAGAAGAAAGAAGAAACAUGUGUGGAUGAGAAGAAAGAAACAUGUGUGGAUGAGAAGAAAGAAACAUGUGUGGAGGAGAAGAAAGAAGAAACAUGUGUUGAGGAAAAGAAAGAAGAAGCAUGUGUGGAGGAAAAGAAAGAAGAAGCAUGUGUGGAGGAAAAGAAAGAAGAAGCAUGUGUGGAGGAAAAGAAAGAAGAAGCAUGUGUGGAGGAAAAGAAAGAAGAAGCAUGUGUGGAGGAAAAGAAAGAAGAAGCAUGUGUGGAGGAAAAGAAAGAAGUAUGUCUGGAAAUAAAGAAAGCAGCAACAUCAUCAGGAAAAGACUUCGGAGAAAAAACUUUCUUCUGUGAUGACUGCAAAUACUUUUUCUGUCGAUGCGAAGAAAUACAAAGAGAAGAAAGCGAAUCUCCGACUCCAAAAAGAAGGAAGACUGACGAGGAUGACAAUGCAAAUGGGAUUGAUUUAAAUCAAAUUAUGCCUGGGGUUCAUAGUGGAUCUACUGCGACAGUAGUACUUCUGAAUAAAUCUACACUUUAUUUGGCAAAUGUGGGUGACUCAAGGUGUGUUUUAUCUACUGCUGGAAGAGCAGUUCAUUUAUCUGUGGAUCAUCGACCUUCUGUUAAAGAAGAAGCUGAGCGCAUUAUAAGUGCUGGUGGAACUGUACAAGAUGGUCGUAUUAAUGAAAGUUUAAAUUUAUCCAGAGCAUUUG